CUAUUUACGUGCGGUGUUUACGGUGUGAUUUGUUCUCGCAUGCGUUCUCGGUACACAAGCUCGCGUGCACGGUUUAUCUCACACUAGCUAAUCGGUACCCUCCGCGUGCGCCUGUUUAGCUGCUGUAAAGCGUUUCCCAUUCUGUGGUCCUGCCCUCAAGACUGUGAGCUGAAUUCUGAUUGGCGGAAAUGGAGUGCCAAUCUGUCCUGCACCAGUGAUCAGGCCGGGAGACUCCAGUGGUGACAUCCUGUGGGGCCAGAGAUCAAAGGCGAGGAGGCUGUUUUACCACCGCUGGAACUGAAGAUUGCUUUAAAUAAGCAAGUCCUUGUAGAAGGUUUUUUAAGUCAUGAUGCAAGAAUCUGGGACCGAGGCGAUGAGCAACGGGCCAGCCAAUCAAAAUGGAGGAGCGAGCGUGGAGGGCGGAUCCGGGGAGGGACGAACCAAGAGCGCCACGCCGUCAAUGGAGGUGACUGCAGCUGACCUCCUGCAUCUCCAGCAGCACCAGGCUCUCCAAGUGGCUCGGCAGAUACUCCUCCAGCAGCAACACCAACAGCAGCAGUCCCACUCACAGCAACUGCAGUCUCAACAAAACACUGGCGGCAAAUCCCCUAAAGCCAACGACAAGCAGCAAAGCCUACAGGUUCCAGUUUCAGUGGCUAUGAUGACACCUCAAGUGAUAACUCCUCAGCAGAUGCAGCAAAUCCUUCAGCAGCAAGUCCUGAGCCCUCAGCAGCUCCAGGUUCUUCUCCAGCAGCAACAGGCCCUCAUGUUACAGCAGCAGCAACUCCAAGAGUUCUACAAGAAGCAGCAGGAACAGCUCCACCUCCAGCUUUUACAGCAGCAGCAGCAGCAGCAGCAACAGCAGCAGCAACAGCAGCAGCAUGCAGGCAGCAAGCAGAGUAAAGAGCAGCAGGUGUCAGCCCAGCAGUUGGCCUUCCAGCAGCAGCUCCUGCAGGUCCAGCAGGUCCAGCAGCAGCAUCUGCUCAACCUUCAGAGACAAGGGCUGCUCACAAUCCAGCCUGGACAGACCGGCCUGCCACUGCACUCCCUCACUCAGGGCAUGAUUCCAGCAGAGCUGCAGCAACUAUGGAAGGAAGUGACAAAUGCUCACGUGAAGGAGGAACACAACAACAGCAGCAACAACGGCCACCGGGGCCUUGACCUGUCCUCCCCGGCACCGCCUAAGAACCCACUCCACAACCAGCAUGCCCCCACCAACGGGCAGUACCUGAGUCACAAGAGAGAAGGCUUAAGUGAAGAAGGCAAUCCACACAACCACCCCCUUUUUUGUGGGGGGUGUUUUUGAAAGUGGCCUGGAUGUGAGGCGGUGUUUGAUGAUUUCCAUUUAUUUCUUUGGCAUCUUAACAAUGAGCACGCCCUGGAUGACAGGAGCACGGCCCAGUGUCGGGUGCAAAUGCAGGUCGUACAACAGCUGGAGCUGCAGCUAUCGAAAGACAAAGAGCGUCUGCAAGCUAUGAUGACGCACCUUCAUGUCAAGUCCACGGAGCCCAAAGCCACCCCACAGCCGCUCAACCUGGUGUCCAACGUCACAUUGUCCAAAUCUGCCCCUGAGGCCUCUCCUCCUCUGAGCCUGCCCCGGACCCCCACCACACCCACAGCACCUCUAACACCCCUGUCCCAGACCCACUCAGUCAUCACAGCCAACAGCCUCCACAGCGUGGGCCCCAUGCGACGACGCUACUCGGAAAAAUACAACAUGCCCAUCUCUCCAGAUCUCAGUCAGAACAAAGAGUUUUACAUGAAUGCAGAUGUUAGACCGCCGUUCACAUAUGCCUCACUAAUAAGACAGGCAAUUCUCGAAUCUCCAGAAAAGCAGCUAACACUAAACGAAAUCUACAACUGGUUCACACGAAUGUUUGCAUAUUUUAGGCGCAACGCAGCGACGUGGAAGGGUGCCAUUCGCACCAACCUUUCCCUGCAUAAGUGCUUUGUGAGAGUAGAGGAUGAGUUUGGGUCCUUUUGGACCGUUGAUGAUGAGGAGUUUAAGCGCGGCCGGCACAUACAGCGAGGCCGUCCUCGGAAAUACGCCGCUGAUGAGAACUUUGAUGAGCUGCUCGUACAAAGUCCAGCCUUAGUGAAGAACAUUCAGACCAGCUUGGGCUAUGGUCCGACCCUCUCUGCUGCCUUCCAGGCUUCAAUGGCAGAAAACAACAUACCUCUAUACACUACUGCUUCCAUUGGAAGUCCCACCCUCCACUCCCUGGCUAACGCCAUCCGCGAGGAGAUGAAUGGAGCGAUGGACCAUGGAAACAGCAACGGCAGUGACAGCAGCCCGGGACGCUCGCCCCUGCUAGCUAUGCAUCACAUCAGCGUUAAGGAGGAACCACUGGACCCCGAAGACCACGAAGGGCCCCUCUCCCUGGUAACGACUGCCAAUCACAGUCCAGAUUUCGAUCACCACAGAGAUUACGACGACGACCAGGGCCACGACGACAUGCUGUAAGGCUAGCGCAGCCCCCCCCGCCCCGGCCUCAGAGGCAGAGGCAGUCUGGGUCAUCUGGGAGACGGAAACGCUCCGCAGAUAACAAACACUGAACUGCAGUCUCAGCCACUGAUGACAGCGCUCAAAUGUCUCGGAGUUCACUUUUUUUAGUGCCAUUACAAUACCUAGCAAGAACACACACACAAAAACACAGAAUACGCCCCCACAUGAGGGAUUUUUGUUCUUUCUCUCUUUCUACUUUUGAUUUAAGUAAAGCGCAAAAAGUGAAACUUAAUUUCUACUCAUGUGCGGGAUGGACUUGUUUGGUACGGCGGUCGACGUGCUCGUGGUCAGAGACCCUCGCCGUGCAGCCAGGACGGACUGCACUCAGCGGACUGCAAGAGGGGUUGUGUCUCUCCUCAGCCCACCCCUCCGCUCUCUCUCUCUCUAUCUCUCCCUGACUCUUUCAGACACACGCAUCUGACCACAAACUCAAGAGAGAGAGAGGAUGACUGACGUUUAAUUUACACCGUGUGUGUGUGUGUGUGUGUGUGUGUGUGUGAAUGCAGCAAGUGCGGACUUCUGUACAUUGUCACUGCCUUCAACACUUCUCAUUGGUUUGAUUCCAUCUAGGGUGGGAAGGAUGUUGUUUUUUGUUUGGGUGUAUUUUUUUGUGGGGGUGGGGGUGGGGUGAGAGGUUAUAAAAUAACAUAAUGUGUCUUUUCCAUUCAAUGCUGUUAUUGAUGUUGCAUCUUUUUUUUCUUCUUUUCUUUAACUGAUCAGACCUCAUGCCCAUACUGUGGAGAUUCUAUGUGGUCAGCACUUGAUGAUGAAUGUUUAUGAUUUCCUUUCAUGUUGUUCUUUUAAACACACGCGUGAGGCAGAAUGUCCCAUACCAAGUAGUUUUUUUUUGUCAUUUAUUCUACAAUCUUCAAAAGAAAAGUCACCGCGCUGACGUGUAGCCCGCCCCUCGCCCUCGUUCCUCCCCCUCCCCCUUCUGCUCAUGAAGUCCAUUGGCAAUGCACUACUCGUAAUGAAGGCUCUCUCCACGCAUCAGUGAAGUUUAAUUUAAGAUGCGAAUGAAUGACAGAGAAAUCAUGCAGGUUAUGAUUUAUCCUUAUGAAAUUAUACUUCAAAAACAGCCCCUCACGGCAGAGCAUGUUGAGCUGCAACAGAAUUUCUGAUCGCUUACAAGCUCCGGGUUUUUUAAAGCAAAAUGAAAAUGUCAGGUGUGUGCCAGACAGAUAAUGAUUUAGACCAACUAAUUGUAAUUCCUGAACACAACUGUCAUUGUUAAUCAAACGUGUCUGCUUUUUCCACGCUGUAAUUUCAUUCAGUGCUUAAAGAUAAACGUGCAUUCCCUGUAGUUUUAUUUGCAUCACGCGCAUGACCAGUUUUAAGUUCUAGUGAGUGUUAAAAAUUGCACACUGGAUGAAACGCUCACUUUCUUUCAUCAAGGGUAAAAAUCCCAAGACUUGCAAUAAAACCUAAUUAUUGCACAUUCCAGCAUUUGACAGCCAUCACAAAGGGCCCACACAUACAGUACAUGCCAUUUAAAGGAAUGUGGAUACCUCGAUGUUCAGUGUCACCCAAAAAGCCAAUAGUUGUAGUCCACAGCAUUGGACCGAGUGGAAUCCACAUGUAGUUUAGUGAUGCAGCAACAACAAGUCCAGCUUUGGUAGGGAGUUCAAUUUUACAGAGACCAUGAAAUCCAAGACUGCAAAUCAACCACUUUUUAUUAUUUUAUUUUUAUUUAAUAUUAGUAUUAUUUUAUGUUUUAUUUGGCUUUUUUUCUUAAGUUGUUGAUGUGUUUAAAUAUCUUCUUCUGUGACUACCAAAGAUAAACUACAAAGUCAAUGUUGUUUGUUCCAUGCAAUAGCAGAUAAGGCCAAAUAAUAUCUCCUCCGUUCUCUCCCAUCGGCUGAUCUCAGCAGAUCGAGCCGAUGGCAGAUGGAAUCGAAGGACUUGCUCCUCAAACUGGUGUUUUCAUUCAUUUUUAUAAAAACCAAAGGGGGGUGUAUCGAACAGGACAGCUGCAGUAAUGUUUGCAGUGACCAAAACUGAAAGGGAGGCGCUGACAGUCUGACUACACGAUGACCAAAUUAGGGAAACUUUUUGUCUUUGGGCCAGUGAGUGGAAAAGGGAGCUUUUUGGUCAGGAGCAGAUAUGAACAUAAAGGGUAUAUGUAGAUUAAGUCGAUGAGGAAAAAGUAUACUGGUAAAUGGAAAAAGCUUUGCAGAGAACAAUGUGAAACGGAUUUUAUACUUCAACUGGACCACACAAUUAUUCAAUGUUUCUCUUCUUUUAUUCCUUAUUCAUUUCUAUCCUUUAAAAAUGAUUGUAUGCCACUCUUUAGGGGUUUUAGCGUUAUUUGGAAAGACUUUAUGAUUGUGUUUAGUUUCUGUCAAUUUAUUACUUUUUAUAUUAAAAAAAAAACACUCCUGUCAACUAAUAAGCUGGGUACAAGGUACUUUAUGGCAGUUAUUGUUACUAUUAUGAUAUUUUUAAGUUCACCGCUUAUUAACUAAAAAGGAAAAGGGCAAUCUGUGGUUUCCAGAAGUUGUAUUUAAUAUCCAGGCAGCUGUGGGAUGGGUCAGUCACAGCCAGGCUAAGAUCGUGAGAACAGGGGCGAGCUCAUCCACAAACCCCCAGUCAUGUGGCUGGUUUGUUUGGUAUUCAAAAAGGAGGAAAAGCGCUGGUAGAUUA
Molecule: messenger RNA, 5149 nt
Organism: Perca fluviatilis (European perch)
Lineage: Eukaryota; Metazoa; Chordata; Actinopteri; Perciformes; Percidae
Gene: foxp1b
Product: forkhead box P1b
Exons: 22
Biological process (GO): regulation of transcription by RNA polymerase II
Cellular component (GO): nucleus
Molecular function (GO): DNA-binding transcription repressor activity, RNA polymerase II-specific; RNA polymerase II cis-regulatory region sequence-specific DNA binding
Source: RefSeq, a predicted model, not a curated record